CAACAUCACAAGACCAAAAGAGAAAACCCUCAAAAAAAACCCCAAACAAGAAACACAUAACCUCGAACAGUUUCCAAUCAAGAAUAGCAAAUCAGAACAAAACCCACUAUUCAUCUGAUGCUUGCAGAAAUCUUUACUGGAUAAAGACGCCAUUUAUUUCGAUCCUCUGUUGAUAGAACCCUAAAAAGGGAAUUUGGUCCUCAAUUGAAGUUAUGAAAGUAACAGAAGACGGAGCCUCAAACAGAGAGCUCUAUGCUCUACUUAAUGUAUCCCCGGAAGCUUCAGAUGAAGAAAUCCGUAAAGCUUAUCGUCAGUUUGCGCAAGUCUAUCACCCUGAUAAAAUCCAAGCUACAGGGCAAAAGGAAGUAGCAACAGUGAACUUUCAGAGGAUAUGUGAAGCAUAUGAGAUAUUAACUGAUGAAAACAAAAGACAAAUAUACGAUAUAUAUGGUAUGGAAGGGUUAACCUCUGGUUUAGAACUUGGUCCAAAGUUAAAUAAAGUUGAAGAAAUCAAGGAAGAACUUGAAAGACUAAAACGUAGAAGGGAAGAAGAAAAAACCUCUGCUCAUUUUCAACCUUCUGGUGUCAUUCUAGCACAAUUAUCAGUUCCAAGUUUUUUAUCAGGGCAUGGUUUAAUGAGAGCAAUGUCAAUGAACAGUGAAAUCCAAUCUCAAAUAUCAAAAAAUAAUGUUAUUGCUGUUGGUGGGACCCUUGCUGUAAAAGGAAGUGAUGGUGAUGCAGCUGCAAAUGCUGUUUUUAGGCAUCAAUUAUCUUCUGUUUCCUCCAUUGAAUUCAUGGCUUCUGCUGGUUUAAGAGGAUUAAUAGGCUUACAGACAUCUCGACAGGUGUCACGUCAUGCCACUGCAACAAUGGGGCUUGCCAUGUCAUUAAGAGAUGGUUCAAUAAAUCUUUCAAAUUCUUGGAAUCGUCAACUCUCCACAACAUCAAAUGCAAGUAUAGAGCUAAGUUUAGGCUCAGACUCUUCAGUUGCUGUUGGAUGGAGAAAGAAAGACCAAAAAAUGGCUGCAGCAGGAGAGAUUAGGAUUGGAACAAGUGCAAUUGGUGCAGUUGCUCGAUACACACGUAGAUUCUCCACAAAGUCUCAUGGGCGUAUUACUGGAAAAAUUGGAAGUGGUGCACUUGAACUUGAAAUAGGGGGUGGAAGAAAAAUAUCAAAUUUUAGCACCAUUAGAAUGUUGUACACAAUUGGGAUUCAGGGUAUAUACUGGAAACUAGAAUUCCAUCGUGGCCCACAAAAGUUUGGUUGUUCCUGGGCAUUUCUUAUUCCAACAUCACUUUAUUUUACACUCAAGUCUCUUGUUUUCAAACCUUAUUAUCGUAGAAGAGAAAAACUACAAGCACUUGAGAAUAUGGAACAGACUCGCACACAGGUUCAAGAAGCAAAAGCAGCAGCAGAGAAAGCUCAACAGCUGUUGGAAAAUGUGGCGAAUAGGAAAAAAAAUAAGCAAUUGGAAACGGGUGGUUUGGUAAUUAUUGAAGCAGUUUAUGGUAACCCUAAAGCAAUUAAAAAAAGCACAAAUAAUUCAGAAGAGACAAAAGAUGAAUAUGAAUUAGCUUCACAGAUUGUGGAUGUUACUUUACCUUUAAAUUUUCUGGUCAAUGAUUCCGGUCAACUCAAGCUACAUGAAGGUGUAAAGAAGUCAGGAAUCAUGGGAUUUUGUGAUCCGUGUCCCGGUGAAACCAAAAAGCUGCACGUGAAAUACACUUACGGUGGUAACAGAUACGAGGUGGAGGUUGAUGAUCUUCAAGAACUGAUAUUACCUCAGGAAGAACACAGAAUAUGAAAAGUACGAACAAAUAUUACAUAUUUCUGAUGAGGUUCCUUCUGCCAUUUUUGCAUAUGCAUAAGAGCUACCAUAGAAAUUAGACAAAUUCACACUGCUUUUGACAUAUUCUUCUGUUUUUUACAUGAUUUUUUCGGGCGAUUUUUACGUUGAUUGUGUAAUUUUUUUUAUGGAUUAUUAUUAUGUUUGGUGAAUGACUUGGAAAACACACCCUGAAAGAUGAAAGGAAUAAUUGAU
Messenger RNA from Lactuca virosa, 2042 nucleotides. The record is from the annotation of a GenBank genome assembly. NCBI's taxonomy places the organism in Eukaryota, Viridiplantae, Streptophyta, Magnoliopsida, Asterales, Asteraceae.